Molecule: messenger RNA, 1251 nt
Organism: Cordyceps militaris CM01
Lineage: Eukaryota; Fungi; Ascomycota; Sordariomycetes; Hypocreales; Cordycipitaceae
Product: ferrochelatase precursor
Exons: 3
Coding region: 1-1251 (416 amino acids)
Biological process (GO): heme biosynthetic process
Molecular function (GO): protoporphyrin ferrochelatase activity
Source: RefSeq, a predicted model, not a curated record
AUGGCGCUCCGUAUAACGACGAGGCAGCUGUGCCAGAAGCUUCCUAAGAGCAGCGCAAGCUUCCAGCAGAUCGCACUUCAGAGACGGCACCUGGCCACUACGUCAGCGCCACCAGUCACGCAAAAUGCGACCGGAUCCAAGGGCCCAACGGCCAUGGUCUUCCUCAACAUGGGUGGUCCAUCAACCACGGCUGAGGUUGGCGACUUCCUGAGCCGCCUGUUUUCCGACGGCGAUCUCAUCCCACUUGGUCGAUUACAAAACUACCUUGGUCCGUUGAUCUCGGCGCGCCGUACACCCAAGAUUCAGAAGCAAUACGAUGCCAUUGGAGGUGGGUCACCUAUCCGAAAGUGGUCCGAACACCAAUGCGCCGAGAUGUGCAAGAUUCUCGACAAAAUCUCUCCCGAGACGGCCCCUCACAAGCCGUACGUCGCUUUCCGCUACGCGGAACCUCUCACCGAAAACAUGUAUAAGCAAAUGCUCGAGGAUGGAUUCGGCGGUGGAAAGGGUGGUCGAGCUGUGGCGUUCACUCAAUACCCGCAAUAUUCUUGCUCAACAACCGGCAGCAGCAUCAAUGAACUGUGGAAGUGGCGCCACCGGUUGGAAGGCAACACAAGAGCAGAAACCGAGGGUGCGAUCAAUUGGAGUGUAAUUGACCGCUGGCCGGUGCACCCGGGUCUGGCCAAGGCAGUUGCGCAAAACAUCCAGGCGAAGCUCGCUGAAUAUCCCGAAGAACGCCGGAAGGACGUCGUUCUUCUCUUUUCUGCUCACAGUCUGCCCAUGUCUGUUGUCAAUCGAGGCGAUCCAUAUCCUGGCGAAGUCGCCGCCACGGUCUAUGCCGUAAUGCAAGAAUUGAAGUUCUCCAACCCAUACCGCAUUAGUUGGCAGUCGCAGGUCGGUCCCAGCGCCUGGCUGGGUCCGCAGACUGCAGACACUGUCUCGAGUUAUGUUGCACGUGGUCAGACGGACAUGAUCCUGGUCCCGAUCGCCUUCACAUCGGAUCACAUCGAGACUCUAUAUGAGCUUGAUGAGGAGGUCAUUGGCGAAAGCGGGCACAGUGAUACCAUCAAACGAGCGGAUAGCUUGAAUGGCAGCCCCAUCUUUAUCGAGGCCCUCGCCGAUAUCGCGAAGCAGCAUCUCCAUAGCGGCGAUGCUUGUUCGAAGCAAAUGCUCCUGCGCUGCCCUGGGUGCAAGAGCGAGCGCUGCGGAGAGUCAAAGAGGUUCUUUGCUCAAGGACAGGGCCCUGUACAUUAG